AUGUUAUCGUUAUCAACUUUAAAAUUAUGUGUAUACUUAAUACUCUUUAUUUCAAUAUCAAGUGUUAAGUCAUUCUACUCUUCCAAUGAAAUAUAUAGUGCAGAUCCUGGAGUAUUAAUUGACGAGAAGAUUAUUGUUUUUGAUAGUUACGACUUUACAAAUGCUACUAUUACAUUUUACUUGGACCUUUCUAAAAAUUGGACAACAUCUGAACCAGAAUUCAAAGAAAUCAGUAAUUCGGAUUCAGCACCGAAGUUUUAUUUAACCGCCUUUAGCGCGCAGAAAAAAGACGACCACUCAUUAAUAUAUGCCUUUGGUGGAAAGAUUCCAAACAAAGGAAACAUUUCAGAUCUUAUUGCCACGGAUGGCUUUUAUAAAAUUGAUGUCAGCACUACGCCUUUUUCAUUUUCGCCUCUUGGUUCACCUCUUGAAGCUCGAUGCUGCAUGUCUUCUGUCAUUGACAACAAAGGAAAACUUUAUAUAUGGGGUGGUCUUACUAAUCGUAUAGAUAAAACUAUGUAUAUAUUUGAUACUUUUGGUUCAAGAUGGAAACAAAUUCUACCUUCUUCUGGUUAUGUUCCAGAUCAAAGAAAAGUCUAUUCUUCAACAUUUUUAGAUGGUAAAAUUUAUUAUGUUGGAGGCGCCUAUCGAACUGACAAAGUCGUUGAUAUUCGAGAAAUUUUGAUAUAUGAUACGUCCAAUGAAGUUUCUCCGUGGUCUUUAAAAACUGCAACAAAUAAAACCAAAAUUAGCAACCGUUUUGCUCAUUCAGCAGUUCUUGAAUUCCCAAGUUUAAGAAAUAGUUCACUAGAUUAUAAUUUAUAUGAUUACUUGAUUACUUUGAAUUUCGAAACAUUUGGAUUGUCAGAGCUUAAUACUCUAAACGAACCUAGCAUUGCUGAUAUACCAUAUUAUUCUACGGCUAUUGUAUAUAAUAAUUACAUGAUCGUAGCUUUCGGCGCAUAUGGAACUAAAAAUCCUACUCGAGAACUUGUAAAACUUUUGGAUUUAUCUCAAAAAAAUUAUAUCUGGGUUGAUCAAUAUAUAUUUUCAAUUCCAACCCCACCUCCACCUCCACCUCCAAAUGAACAAUCUCAACCCAAUACAGCGUUAUUUCCUAAUAUUCCCGUAAUUGUAGAUCAACACAAUACUACACAAGCUCCGUUUCAUCAUCAUAAUACAGCACCGUUAUCUCACAAUAUACAUGGAAUUGUAAAUCAACAAUCUACUACACAAGUUCCGUUUGGUUACAUUUAUACUCACAAUGAUCCUAGAACUAGUUAUGUUCCUUAA
This is a messenger RNA of Ambispora gerdemannii, 1293 nucleotides long. NCBI's taxonomy places the organism in Eukaryota, Fungi, Glomeromycota, Glomeromycetes, Archaeosporales, Ambisporaceae. The record is from the annotation of a GenBank genome assembly.